Messenger RNA from Parastagonospora nodorum SN15, 450 nucleotides. RefSeq lists its product as hypothetical. The coding region runs from base 1 to 450 and encodes 149 amino acids. The record is from RefSeq and is a predicted model, not a curated record. Gene Ontology annotation, molecular function: oxidoreductase activity, acting on CH-OH group of donors. NCBI's taxonomy places the organism in Eukaryota, Fungi, Ascomycota, Dothideomycetes, Pleosporales, Phaeosphaeriaceae. The transcript has 2 exons.
AUGGCCGCUGAAGGGAACUCCACGCUUUCGCUCAUUGCUCCCGCCGGUGUCACCAACGUCACCGGCGCUGACCUCAUCAAGGACUUCAAGACCGGUAGCCACUACGUCGGUACUGCCAAGAUGGGUGCCAAGGGCGAAGCCGGUGUUGUCGUCGACACCGACACCAAGGUCUACGGUACUUCCAACCUGUUCGUUGUCGAUGCUUCCAUGCACCCCGAUCUUCCUACCGGAAACACUCAAGCUAUCAUCAUGGUCGCAGCUGAAGCUGCAGCUGCCCGCAUUCUCAAGCUCGGUGGCGGCUCCACUACUCCCACCCAGCCCAAGCCUUCCGGGGCUGCCUCUAGCAGCAUUGUCGCGCCUCGCUCCAAGCGCCUCUUCACCCGCGGAGACACCAAUCGCCCCAUCUGUACCCUCCACUCCCGCUGCGCCAGCUCCUUCCUCGCCAGCUGA